Molecule: messenger RNA, 498 nt
Organism: Parnassius apollo (apollo)
Lineage: Eukaryota; Metazoa; Arthropoda; Insecta; Lepidoptera; Papilionidae
Source: the annotation of a GenBank genome assembly
AUGUCUUUCCAAUACAGCAACGUUCAGUACACCGAAAUGGUAAGGACUUUGGCACAGUGUGGUGAUACUGUGGCUCUAGCUUGCAGAACAUUCAACCAAAGGUAUGGUACAAGAAUAGACCGCAGGACUAUGUUAGCUGCUACUCAACGGCUUCGCGACCACGGAACGUUCCGUCCGAACACGGCCAUCGACAGGGGAGCCAAUGUGCGUAUACGUAGUAGUCUUCAGAACGAAAUACUGGACUAUUUCGAUGAGAAUCUCCAUGCCAGUACUCGAGAAGCAGCCCCACGCUUUCAAUGUAGUUAUAUGCAUGUGUGGAGAACACUUCGUGGUGAUAAAGAACAUCCAUUCCACCUCAGAAGAUGCCAGGAGUUGACUCCGAACGAUUACGCACCACGCUUGCAGUUCAGCCGUUGGUUAUUAGAAAAUUGGCAGCGGAACAUAAUUUGGACAGAUGAAAGUACAUUCACACGUGUCAUCCUCACGCAUGCAGAGUAG